UUGCACGCAUUUCUCGGCGGCAUUUAAUUAGUUUAAAUUACAUGCCAAAUAAAAAAUUCAAGUGUCUUAAUUUUUGCUAAAUACAAUUUAAACAAUUUUUGUUGAGAUUAUGUCGCAAAUUUGUAAGCGCAGUUUGUUCAAAGCAAAUCGCUUGGCACUUAAUUCAGCGCCGGCUGUUCUACGUUUAAAAUCAACAUGGUUUUCCGAAGUGCAAAUGGGCCCGCCCGAUGCCAUUCUCGGCGUAACGGAGGCCUUCAAAAAGGACACUAAUCCCAAGAAAAUCAACUUGGGCGCUGGUGCCUAUCGCGAUGACAACACCAAGCCCUUCGUACUGCCCAGCGUGCGUGAGGCGGAGAAACGCAUUGUGGAUCGCGCCAUGGACAAGGAAUAUGCCACCAUAAUAGGCCUGCCCGAGUUCUAUAACAAGGCCAUCGAACUGGCUUUGGGUGAAAAGUCGCAGCGUUUGAAGGCCAAGCAUAAUGCCACGACUCAGGCGAUUAGCGGCACGGGAGCGCUGCGUAUUGGUGCCGCCUUUCUGAACAAGUUCUGGCAGGGAAAUCGCGAGAUCUAUUUGCCCACACCAUCCUGGGGCAAUCAUGUGCCCAUCUUCGAGCACGCAGGAUUGCCGGUAAAGCGCUAUCGGUACUACAAUCCAAAGCAUUGUAACUUGGAUUUCAAUGCAAUGGUUGAAGAUCUGAAGAAAAUCCCGAAAACUUCCAUUGUCCUGUUGCAUGCGUGCGCGCACAAUCCCACUGGCGUUGAUCCCACAGUUGAGCAGUGGCGGGAGCUCUCCCGGGUGUUCAAGGAGCGCAAUCUGUAUCCAUUCUUCGACAUGGCCUAUCAGGGCUUUGCCACCGGCAACGUGGAUGGCGAUGCCAUGGCUGUCCGUAUUUUUGAGGAGGACGGUCACGAUUUCUGCUUGGCCCAGAGCUUUGCCAAGAACAUGGGUCUCUAUGGUGAACGCGCUGGCGCCUAUACGGUUGUCUGUGCGGAUGAGCAGGAGGCGGCCCGUUGUCUGUCCCAGAUCAAGAUUCUGAUUCGCGCCCUCUACUCCAAUCCGCCAGUGCAUGGUGCCCGCAUUGCGGCCGAGAUUCUGAACACUGCCGAUCUGCGUAGCCAAUGGCUGAAGGAUGUGAAAGGCAUGGCGAACCGCAUCAUCGAUGUGCGUGCCAAUCUGAAGAGCAAUCUCGAAAAGUUGGGCUCUUCACAGAAUUGGGAGCAUAUCACCAAUCAGAUUGGCAUGUUCUGCUUCACGGGCUUGUCCCCGGAGCAGGUGGACCGCCUGAUGAAGGAGCACAGCGUUUAUUUAACGAGGGAUGGGCGCAUCUCUAUGGCCGGUGUGACCAGCAAGAAUGUCCAAUACCUGGCCGAGAGCAUGCACGCAGUAACCAAGUAGAGUGAAACGGCAGAAACGUUUCUAACUUAGUGAUUACCACAAAUCGGCACCUGUACGAAUUUUUCGCUAGCAUUUUCACGCAACACUAAAUUGCAUGGUCAGACAGGCAAAUUAUUUGCACACAAUCGAACUGAUCGAAAUUCCCUCUUUAAAGCAUAUUUGUAAAAUGACAAAGAUAGUAGCCCCAUCAGAAAGUUGCUUAAAUUGAAACCAAUAGGAAUUUUAUACAACAGUUCUAUUGAAAUUUCGAAAUAUUUGAAAUUUGCGUGCAAAUUAUUUGCUUGUCUGUCCACUCAUUCGUUUUUGUAAAUAUGUGGCUAUCAAUCUGUCUUUGAAAAAGCAAA
Scaptodrosophila lebanonensis is the source of this 1740-nucleotide messenger RNA. It is a transcript of the gene Got2, whose product is annotated as aspartate aminotransferase, mitochondrial. Gene Ontology annotation, biological process: biosynthetic process; L-aspartate catabolic process. Gene Ontology annotation, cellular component: mitochondrion. Gene Ontology annotation, molecular function: L-aspartate:2-oxoglutarate transaminase activity; pyridoxal phosphate binding. The transcript is spliced from 4 exons. Lineage: Eukaryota; Metazoa; Arthropoda; Insecta; Diptera; Drosophilidae. The coding region runs from base 110 to 1396 and encodes 428 amino acids. The record is from RefSeq and is a predicted model, not a curated record.